AUUCACUGUGGAUUACUCAUCUUCUUCAUAUAAUUUUUAGCCAGCAGCACCUAUCAUUUUCAUUAUCUCGGAACUCCUACACAGGAAGCUCAUCGUUCAUUAUUUUUCUAAAAAUGCCCCCACUGCAAGCCCAAAAUCUCCACCAUUUUAAGCCCAAUUUGGGAAUCCUAGAAGGGCAAUUGUGUCAUUCAGACUUGGACUUUGAUGCACACAGCGUAUGACAGCGAUGGUGUCCUUGACCCCGAGUGAAUCGCAGCAACGGCCCGUGCAAGCCACAGACAUAAAGCAUGAGAGAGAAAGCGAGAGAGAGAGAGAACAUGAGUGUCCAACGAGACCCACACCCACAAUAUCAAAAGCAGCCAUGGACACGCUGGUAAAGUAGAAAGCGGAAACAGAAUCCAUCAACGACAAUCCUCUCUUUAUUUUACUUUGCUUUUGUUUUUGUUUUCGUUUUUGUUUUCUGGCUUUUGAAAUUUAUAGGGACACAUAUUAUCAUUCCUCUCUGGAAGUCUUUAUUUACUGGUUCCCUUGAUGCUUGACAUCGGAGCUCCGUUCAAUCAUUUUCGGCGCUCGUGGACUCUAAUUAGUAAUAAAGGGGUAAGGGAGAUGGGUUUUCACUGGGCUCGCAGACCACUCUGCUGGUGGUGUUGUUGGUGGUAAGUGCUUGUUCUUUUCGUGGGGGAAUAUAUUUGGAGUUCGCUGUUUUUUACAAGCAGUCUUCAUGCUUCUUUGGUAUCUGUGUAGCUAUAAUAAAUUCUGCGGGGAUUUGUCUGUGACUCGAUCUGGAGAGGCCGAGAAAUGGAUUAUUCACGGAUUUGAGUGCCCGUUUAAGAUAUAGCUUCUCUUCCAUGGUAGAAUAAGAUUUUUAAAGAAGUUAUUGUUUUUUUCCCUUUGAAACUGCGUUUUCCCCAUCUUUCUGCAAAUUUUGAGUUGCAUUUUAGGCAGCUGUUUCUGAAGCAAUGACUUCUAUUUAUAUUUCUUAUAAUACGCAAUUCUUGCAUUUUAGAAAAUAAUUUGACUCUAGAGUUUCCCUGGUUUCAAUUUUGUAUAUACUCACAUGUUUAAAGUGUUUUCUGAACAACCGAGAGUUUAACUUGUAAUUUGUUGUUUUAAUGGGUGUCUGAUCGUCUGAGUACUUAUUGUCGCCCUUCGAGUUUGAGAGUUCCCAUCGUAAAUUCCACAUCUUUACCGGAAUAUGCUAUAAAAUAUUGUUCAAUAUGGCUGAAAUUAGACUUACAAGGGUAGAACAGGGUCAAACAAAGAUAAAAAACGUCCCAAUUGCUGUAACCCCAGAAGGUUUUUGGUGCUGUCCCUCACCUGUUGGGUUCCAAAAGACCCUUAAAGCACAAAAUUCUUUAAACAGAUCCAAAACUUCCGACCCACCACCUAAAACCUAUGUUCAGAAGAAACAGGCUCUAUUGAUUGAGAAAAAGUCACCACCCACCCCAUCAAGAUCAGGAGCUGCUCCUGAUGAUCACAGAAUUUUAUCUUCUGAUACACCUGGUCAUGCUGCAUCUGGGGUUACUGAAAGAGCACCGAGACCGAAGAUUGAAAAUUUGCCGAGAAAGGUAGCAAUAGAAUUCGGUGAGCUUGGGACCAGUGAUCUGAAGGUGAUUUUACAUGGAAGGCAGGGAUUUGUCGUGAAGCUGAGUGUUCACAGGAAUGUGCUAGUAGAAAAUUGUAGGUUCUUUGCUGAUAAAUUUUCAGAACAGCAGGCUGGUAUGUCCUCUCUUGAAAUUGAAGAUUGCGAGGAUGUUGAAAUCUAUGUUGAAACUAUGGGACUGAUGUAUUGCAAAGAAAUGAAGCAAAGGUUAAUCAAGCAAAGUGUAUUGCGAGUGCUUCGAAUUCUCAAGGUUGCAGAACAGCUUGGGUUCAACUCGUGCAUGCAGUCAUGUUUGGAAUACCUGGAAGCAGUCCCUUGGGUUGGGGAAGAAGAAGAAAAGGUGGUUUCAUCGGUACUGCGUCUCCAGAGUGAGGGUAUUGGAGUCACCCCUGUAUUGAAACGAGUCUCUUCUGAUGUCUCCAACCCUCCUAAAGACACACUUGUCCAAAUAAUUGAACUGGUUCUUAAGAGCAAUGAGGAGAGAGGCCGACGAGAAAUGAAAUCUGUCGUAUUGAAGCUACUUAGGGAGAAUAAAUGUGUCCCAAACUGUGCUGGCUCAACUGACAUCUGCAAUGAAACUAUUUACAAUUCGUGCAAAACCUGCUUGCUGUCACUGCUGUCUUUAUUCAGGCAAGCUGCAGAACCAGAUUUCUCUGGAAAACCCAUGGUCAGCAGAGAACCUGUGGUGAAGCAAUUAGCCCUUGAGGCUGAUAACCUCUCGUGGUUGCUUGAAAUUUUAGCCGACAGACAAGCAGCAGAUGAGUUUUCACUAAUGUGGGCUAGCCAGCAAGAGUUGGCAUUCCUACACCCAAAGCUGCCUGUUGUGUCACGUCACCAUGUUAGUUGCAUUACAGCAAGGCUCUUUGUUGGUAUUGGAAGAGGGGAGGUGCUGCCUUCGAAGGACACCCGUCAAUUAUUGCUGCAGACCUGGUUACAGCCGUUGAUCAAUGACUACAGCUGGUUGCAGCAUGGGUGUAGGUCAUUUGAUCGCAAGGUUGUGGAGGAAGGAAUAGGUAGGACAAUCCUGACACUGCCUCUAGAGGAUCAGCAGAGCAUUUUACUAGCUUGGUUGGGCAGUUUUUUGAAGGCCGGUGAUAAUUGCCCAAAUCUUCAGAGAGCCUUUGAGGUCUGGUGGCGGAGGACUUUCAUUAGACCUUUUACAGAAUCCCAAGGACAUCUGGUCCAGUCGGAUGGCUCAACGACAUCAAGGUAGUAGGCCAACAGAAACACAAUGGGUGAUGGAAGUAAUGACAAUAUAUGCAGUAGAGAUUAUAUUGCACAGUAUAAAGAGUUACAUGGAGAGACUUAAAGAAUAGGAAGGAAAACAUCAAAAUAGUUCUUUCCCAGCGAGAACUAAGAUGAUAAAUCUAGUUGAAGUGUAAUAGUAACAGGAUUUGGGUUGAUUGUUUCACUUGAAAUUUCGAGAGAGAAAUGUAGUGUGGGGUAUUAAAGCUUGCUUUUGCAUUGAUACAUGUUUGAUGAUUGCCUGAUGUAAAAAUUCAAGAGCAGAAGUAUCGUGGUAUUGUGCUUUGUGUGAACUAAAUUAAAUGCUUAGAAAUGCAUUUUUCAAUGGAGUUUGACAAUGCAUA
Molecule: messenger RNA, 3192 nt
Organism: Malania oleifera
Lineage: Eukaryota; Viridiplantae; Streptophyta; Magnoliopsida; Santalales; Ximeniaceae
Product: BTB/POZ domain-containing protein At3g50780
Exons: 2
Coding region: 1218-2816 (532 amino acids)
Molecular function (GO): protein binding
Source: RefSeq, a predicted model, not a curated record